GUCACUCACGGCGAACGGCUCGCGCGCUGCUCCUCAAGAGCUGAGUCCUGAUUUGGCUCUAGCAGAAAAGCGGGAAUCAAAGGGAGCCGGUAAGGAGGCUGCGAGCCGUCAGCCCGAAGCCCUGCUGUCAUUUCUGCUGACCAGCCUAACGGGACCUAACAUUAAAGAUGCAGUCGGGCGCCUUUUUAGUGAUGCUGGCUAUUCACGUCUACGCUGACGGCACCGAAGGGCCAACAGCUGGCUGCAAUUUUGAUGAAGACUCGAACAACAGCCUAGAUGAAUGCCAGCAGGGGAAUGAUGAUGACUUUGACUGGCACUUAGUCCGGACCUACAGCUGGCCUCAGGAAGACCCAGACCUCCUGCCUGGGUCAUUCAUGUUGGUGAACUCCUCCCAGCAUGCCGAGGGGGCGCGCGCCCGUCUCUCGCUGCGCCCGCUGAGUGAGAACGACACACACUGUGUUCAGUUCAGCUACUUCCUAUACAGCCGUGACGGCCACAGCCCCGGUGCCCUGCGCGUCUUCGUGCGUGUGAAUGGCGGUCCCCUAGGCAGCCCCGUCUGGAACGCCUCCGGCUCACAUGGCCGGCAGUGGCACCAGGUGGAGCUGGCCAUCAGCACCUUCUGGCCCAGUGACUACCAGGUUCUGUUUGAGGCCUUUGUCUCUCAGGAUAGUCGUGGCUACGUGGGCCUGGAUGACAUCUUGCUGCUGAACUACCCCUGCCACAAGGUGCCACACUUCUCCCGCCUGGGCGACGUGGAGGUGAACGCCGGUCAGAAUGCCACCUUCCAGUGUGUAGCGCUAGGCCGUGCCUCAGAGCUGGAGCAGCUCCUACUUGAGGAGCACAGUGGGCCAGUGCUGCAGGCCUCCUCGGUAUGGAAGACAAGCCACCGGCGCUCUGUUGGCAUCUUCAUGGUGGACUGGCUGGGGGGGGCGGACCAGGCAGCGGGGGGGCAGCACCUGUAUCGCUGCGUCAGCCCCUCGGCUCGGGGAGCCGCCGUCUCCAAUUUUGCCCAGCUCAUCGUGAAAGUGCCCCCCUCCCCUACCGAGCCCCCCCAGCUUCUCCGCGCUGGCCCCACCUACCUGAUCAUCCAGUUGAACACUGACACCAUGCUGGGUGAUGGCCCAGUGAUCCGCCGCCAGGUGCAGUACCGCGCCGGCCACUCCACCUGGGCCGAGAUACAUGGUGUCAGCUCUGCCACCUACAAGGUGUGGCACCUGGAACCAGACACCGAGUACCAUAUCAGCGCCCUGCUGACGCGGCCCGGCCCUGGGGGGACCGGGCCACCGGGGCCACCACUGGUCAGCCGCACCCGAUGUGCAGAGCCCAUGCGUGCUAUCCGAGAUUUGAGGGCCACCGAGAUCCAGUCCCGCCAGCUGACCUUGCAGUGGGAACCCCUGGGAUACAACCUAACCAGAUGCCACAGUUACACUGUGUCGCUGUGCUACCACUAUUCCACAACGGGGGGCGGUGGCGUGCAGAACGCCACAGUGCGUGAGUGCCUGACCGUGGAGCAGGAUGCCUCGCGGCUCACCUUGCGUGACUUGCCUCCCUUUCGGCCCGUGCAUGUGCGCCUGGCACUCGCCAACCCCGAGGGCAGCAAGGAGGGACGGGAGGUCACCUUCCAGACGGAGGAGGAUGUCCCUGGGGUCAUUGCCACAGAGUCAUUGACAUUCACCCCUUUGGAUGACAUGGUCUUCCUCAAGUGGGAGGAGCCUGUGGAGCCCAAUGGUCUUAUCAUUCAGUAUGAGAUCAGCUACCAGAGUAUUGAAUCAUCGGAUCCAGGUAUCAACGUGCCAGGCCCUCGGCGUGUCGUGUCCAAACUCCGCAAUGAGACCUACCACGUGUUCUCCAGCCUGCAGCCUGGGACCACAUACUUGGUUUCUGUACGUGCUCAAACUGCCAAGGGCUUCGGACUCACGGCACUCACCGAAAUCACCACCAACAUCUCAGCCCCGGCCUUUGACUAUGAGGAUGCACCGGCCAUGCUGGCUGAGACGGAGAGCACCGUCACUGUGCUCCUGCGGCCGGCCCAGGCCAGGGGGGCCCCCAUCAGCACCUACCAGGUUGUGGUUGAGCUGGAAGAGGAGCAGGAGGAUGAGGAAGAUGAUGAGAGCUCCAGGCAGGUGAAGAGGGAGCUGAGUAAGCAGGAGUGCUUUCCCACGUCCACCCUGACUUUGGAGGGUGGAGCCUACUGCAGCGCAGAACUGCCUCCCAGCAGCCUUCCUGAGGCUACGCCUUUUACCGUCGGUGACAACCGCACCUAUAAUGGCUGCUGGAACACUCCACUCGAUCCCAGGAGGAGUUACGCCAUCUACUUCCAGGCUAUCAGUCAUUUUAAAGGGGAGAUGCGGAUCAACUGUAUUCGUAUCGCGAGGAAAGCAGCCUGUAGGGAUCACAGGCAGGCCCUGGAGGUGUCUCAGCACUCUGAAGAGAUGGGGCUCAUCGUAGCUUCCUGUGCUGGAGGGCUGCUGCUCCUCACCUCUCUGCUGGGGCUCGUUGUCAUCCUAAUCAAGAAGUGCAGGGUAGAGGCAGCUGUCCACAAGGUCCCUAUGUGCAAACGACUGGAGAAACCACAAGACAAGGCACGGCAGAGCUCCCAGGAGAAGAAUGCCCCAGGCAUGGAGCAGAGUGCGCUGGAAAAUGGCGGGCUGCAGGAGGCCUUCUUGCAUGGACACAGCUGUGCAGCUCGCAAGGAGCAUCGCCACUCAAUGAACGAAUCCAGCAGCUUGCUGGGGCGGUCUCCACAGCAACUGGGAGCGCAUAUGGGAUCCCUGUACCCCAAGGGACAGCUGCGUCCUGCCGUGCGUGUGGCUGACCUCCUGCAGCACAUCAGCCAGAUGAAGACAGCUGAGGGCUAUGGCUUCAAGCAGGAGUAUGAGAGUUUCUUCAGCAGCAGGGAUGGCCCCACCAAAAAGGGCAAGACCACGGCUUGUCACGACAGUCUCCUGGGCUAUGACCAUCAUCGGGUCAAGCUCCACCCACUGCUGGGAGACACAGAUGGUGUCGGUGCCAACUACAUUGAUAUUCGCAUUAACAGGGAAGGGUAUCACCGUCCCAACCACUUCAUCGCUACGCAGGGCCCCAAACAGGACGCAGUCUAUGAUUUCUGGAGGACGGUGUGGGAGGAAAAUAGCUACAGCAUUGUCAUGCUGACCAAGCUGGUGGAGCUGGGCAGGGUGAAGUGCCACAAGUAUUGGCCAGAUGACAGCACUGUGUACUGUGACAUCAAGAUCACGCUGCUGAAGAUGGAGACGCUGGCGGAGUACACCGUCCGCACCUUCUGCUUGGAGCGGAGGGGCUUCUCAGCCAAGCAGGAGGUGCGGCAGUUCCAUUUCACGUCGUGGCCAGAGCAUGGUGUGCCGAUCCAUGCCACGGGGCUGCUGGCUUUCCUGCGCCGCGUGAAGGCUGACACGCCCUCUGACAGCGGACCGCUGGUGGUGCACUGCAGUGCCGGGGCCGGCCGGACAGGCUGCUACGUAGUGCUGGACGUCAUGCUGGACAUGGCUGAGUGUGAGGGCGUGGUGGACAUCUACAACUGCGUUAGGACCCUCUGCUCCCACCGCAUCAACAUGAUCCAGUCGGAGGAACAGUAUGUGUUCAUCCAUGAGGCCAUCCUGGAGGCGUGUCUUUGUGGGGAGACGGCCAUCCCAUUGGCUGAGUUUGCUGCAAGCUACACGGAGAUGCUGAGGGUGGAUCCCCAAAGUAACUCCUCCCACCUGCGAGAAGAGUUCCAGACGUUGAACUCUGUGACACCCCACUUGGAUGUGGAAGAGUGCAGCAUGGCACUGCUUCCCAGGAACCGCCAGAAGAACCGCAGCAUGGAUGUUCUGCCCCCAGACCACUCACUGGCCCUGCUCACGGCGUCCGAGGAUGACGCAACUGGCAGCAGUUAUGUAAAUGCGGCUCUAGCCAGCAGCUUCCACCGGCCUGCCGCCUUCAUCGUCACACCACAUCCGCUGGCCAACACCACUGCAGACUUCUGGAGGCUCGUUUUUGACUACGGCUGCAGCGCUGUGGUCAUGUUGAACCAGCUGAACCAGUCCAACUCUGCCUGGCCCUGUCUGCAGUACUGGCCAGAACCCGGACUACAGCACUAUGGGCCCAUGCAAGUGGAAUUCCUGUCCAGGUCAACUGACGAUGAUGUUGUCACGCGUCUCUUCCGUGUGAAGAACCUGACUCGGCUUCAGGAGGGCCAGUUGUUGGUUCGUCAGUUCCAGUUCCUGCGCUGGUCGGCCUACCGGGAAGUGCCCGAUUCCAGAAAGGCCUUCCUUGGCCUGCUGGGCUUGGUGCUGAAGUGGCAGGGAGAGGCUGGGGAAGGCCGUACUGUUGUGCACUGCCUGAAUGGCGGAGGCCGCAGUGGCACUUUCUGUACCUGCAUCAUGCUGCUGGAGAUGAUGCGCUCACACGGUAUAGUGGACAUCUUCUACGCUGUCAAAACACUGCGCAACUCCAAGCCUAACAUGGUGGAGAGCCUGGAGCAGUACCGGUUCUGUUACGAGCUGGCAUUGGAGUACUUGGCCUGCCUGGAGGCCAGGUAGCAGCCGGUCCGCAGGCCCCCCAGCUGCUGCCGGUCUAGACUUGUCCUCCUGCUGGGUUUCUGUUAACGCAGUAACCGUCCCAUAACAGCAAGUUGAAUGCAGGAGGAGCUGCAGCUGUAUGGCCAAAAGUGGUGCUGACCUCACAACACUCAGUGUGCCCCUUUUGGAUUUCAGCUUGUUUUUGAACAUUAUCUUGUGCAUUGAUUUUGCCUGGGGCUUCAUGUGUGGCAUGUUCUUGUCGAGGCCAAAGGCAUGACCUGCAGAACCUGCAGAGUUCCUACUGGGAUCAAUACCAGCAGACUGUUCAAAGGAUCACAACCUGUAGAGUGUCCACAGCGAAAACGACCUGCAGACUGUCCACAAGGAACCUGACCUAUAGACUGUCCACAGGGAACAAGACCUGCAGUGUGAUCACAGGGAUGAAGACCUGUAGAGUGUCCACAGGAUGAAGACCUGCAAUGUGUCCACAGGGAUCAAGACCUGCAGAGUGUCCACAGAUGAAGAACUGCAGAGUGUCCACAGGGAUCAAGACCCGCAGAGCUGUUUCUAGGAAUUAAAACCCAUCCCUGUGACCCAGUGGUUUGAUCUGAUCUCGCAGGAUUACUAACAAGAAUUCCCAGUUCUAACAAUGGUCCAGAGUAUGCUGUUGUAGGAAAAAGCAGACAUUGAUGAGGAACUGAGCAGAUAUAAAACCAGCAGAGAAUGCCUGCAGAAAGGUGACAUUUUCUGAUAUCACUGCCAGUACUGCUUGGGAACUGACUGGAGCUGCCUGAUCAGGUCCACUCAAGCUGAAGAGCUCAAAUUGAGUGCUUAGAUUUACCUUGACUGUUGCCAUGGAGAUUAGCUCUUGGACUUCUCUUGGCAGAUGAGAUUGGUAAGGUGUCUGAUGGGAAUGCAGGUCACAAAUCGGGUAACCCUUUGUGUCUACACAAGAGAUGCUUUGGCUGUGGUCUGUGCACAUCGGUGUUUUGCAGAUGUUUCUAGGUAUUGUGAUUCAAGUUUCCAGUCAAUUACGUGUGUGCGUGUGUCUUUGUCUGUGAAACAGGUGACCUUCAGAACAUGUGUGUGCCAUUUGCAGAAACACACCAAUGAGCCAUUCUACUCUGCAGGGGAGUCCUUCUGCACAGCGGCCCGAAACUCUGCAGAAAUAAGAUUAAAAAGUUAUCAUACAUACUGCUUUAUUAUUAUUAUUGUUAUUAUUAUUAUUAUUGAUAGUGAUAAUUUCUCAUUACACUGUCUAUAUUUUUUGCAGUUGUUGACAAAAAUGUAAUAAAUGGCACUGAUAAAUAAGCAUUUCAUUGGUUUCGGCAUAUAUAUAUUUUGAAAAUUCGCAGUUCUGUUGUAUUUCCUUGUCUUUCUUUGUUGCUUUGUUCAGUCUUGUUUCAGACACAUCCACAUCCUCCCCAGAAGCAUCUCAAACCCCAUGGUACACAAAUCUUUUUUCAAUAUCUGUGUCCACAUGUGCCUUCUGUGCUUACCUGUAAAUUGCCGGUUUCUGAGACCAUCUGGUAUUGAAGUACAAAUGAUUUCAGUGCAUGGGUGGGGGGCAUCUUCUGGAGCGACCCUCGACACAGCUGCCAAUUCCCAGUCCUCCAAGAGCCAUGACUCUGACAAGAACCUUCCAGCAACACAGCUAGGGGGCUCAGGACUUAAUCUGUGUUGCAUUUCAGUACAGUGGAAUUAGCACUGAGAGAAUGUUUUUGGUUUAUGAGUCUGAAUCCUCUCUUUGUCGUAUGGCUUAGCAGUGGAGUAUAGAGGUCCCACCUACUGCAAUACACAGAGGCUUGACUUUCUGCUUUCUUGGGAGGGCAAUGUUAUUUGGAUUCAGAGUGUUUCGUUUGAUUAUACUUCCUCUCAGCACUA
Brienomyrus brachyistius is the source of this 6401-nucleotide messenger RNA. Its product is annotated as receptor-type tyrosine-protein phosphatase U-like. The record is from RefSeq and is a predicted model, not a curated record. Gene Ontology annotation, biological process: protein dephosphorylation. Bases 168 to 4538 code for a protein of 1456 amino acids. Gene Ontology annotation, cellular component: membrane. The transcript is spliced from 30 exons. Lineage: Eukaryota; Metazoa; Chordata; Actinopteri; Osteoglossiformes; Mormyridae. Gene Ontology annotation, molecular function: protein binding; protein tyrosine phosphatase activity.